GGAUAAAACAUUCAUAGUAGAAGCUUCAAUCAAGGAAUUUCACUUUCAAAACAGCUGGUACCAAACAACAUGUCCAAUUUGUAAAGAUCCCAUUUUAGAAGAGGCGAACAGUGGUAUUGCAGUGCACAUGGACCUCAUUGAAAAGCCAACCUACACAUGCAAAAUCCACAGUCACCAUUACCGACACUACAGACACCAUAACCUGCGGUUGUAUCCGAAACAGCGUCUCGGAAGCUGUUAAAAUCAUCACUUCAAAAGUUUAUAUCUGACAACCCGCUCACAAGCAGAAACACCUCCCUUCCAUCAUCACUGAUCAAAAAGAACAAACAAAAACAAUGUGUAUCCAAUGCUUAGGACAUCAACAACCGACAACAUCCGUUUCAUAAUAAUUGACAUCCAAGAAUCAACAACGCCAUCAGAGACACUGUCCCAACAACACCAGCCGUACCGCGGAUGAUAAGAAUGCGACCAGAUGACGGAACACUAGAGCCAAGCAGACCUCCUCCUCGCCUGUGGCACGCACUCUCACCUUCACUCCACCAGGGCCACCACCACCAAAAAAUCAAAAACAAAAACGAACCACAAAAUAGCAGAUAUCAUGAAACAGCACUAAGAAAUCCAACUUUUGUUUUGGACAAUAUGUUUAUCUUUUGUAACAGACAUGCUAAACAACUAUCAUAUGUAUAUAACAAUAAUAAACAGACACCUUUGCAUGCUUCCACUUUUCCAAAAUUUCACAAAAAACAACCUAUACAAAUGAUACUUACAUAA
Molecule: messenger RNA, 771 nt
Organism: Lactuca virosa
Lineage: Eukaryota; Viridiplantae; Streptophyta; Magnoliopsida; Asterales; Asteraceae
Source: the annotation of a GenBank genome assembly